GCGCGCACCCACAGAAGGUGCUGGGUGGUUGGCUUGGGCUGUUAAUGGUGGACGGCCGAGGGGGGUGGUACUGGUGGAUUCGGGGUCACUGCCGGCCUCCGCGGCUGCGAUGGCGGAAGACGGUCGGGUGAGCGGGAACGACCGUCGGCACCACCGGCGCAAACGGGGCUCGGCCGAGGACAGGGAACCGGAGAGGAAGAAGAAGAAGCGGCUGCACCAAGAAGUGAAGAAAAUCAAACACGUCGAGACAUUUUACGAGAAGCCACCACCAGGAAUGAUAAAGGAAGAUGAUGACAAGCCAGAAGAUUGUAUUCCAGAUCUGCCAGGCAAUGAAGAAGCUCGAGAUUUCCUGGCACAUGCUCCAACCAAAGGACUUUGGAUGCCAUUGGGAAAAGAAGUAAAAGUCAUGCAGUGUUGGAGAUGUAAAAAUUUUGGACACAGAACUGGGGAUAGAGAAUGUCCCUACUUCAUUAGUGGAAAUCAGAAAUUGGAACAGUUCAGAGUAGCACAUGAGGAUCCCAUGUAUGAUGUAAUCAGAGAAAACAAACGUCAUGAGAAGGAAACAAGGAUACAGCAGCUGAAACAGAUGUUAGAAGACCCUACUUCAGACAGUCAGAGUUCCACUUCCUCAGGUUCCAGAGAAAGGCACAAGAAGAAGAAAAAGAGAAAAGAGAAGAAGAGAAAGAAAAAGAAGAAAAAAAAGAAACACAAGGCUAGAAAAUCAAGUGACAGUUCUGAAUAAGGCAAGAAGACUUGAAUGUUAUGUUUUUUUUCCCCAAAGUGAGAAAGGACUGUUAAAUUCGUCAAAAAAAAGGUUUCUUUUGAGUAACAUUAUAAAAAUCACAUUUUCAACAAAACUAGGAAGAAACUGCAAAUCAACAAACCAAAACUUGGACUUGAUGGUUGAGGGUCUUCUUAUGAAGCAUGGCUUGUUAUUUACAAAUCUUAUAUUUUGCCUUCUGGUCCUCAAUCUGGUAUCAGCUGAUUAAGGACCAGACUGAGAAUAUUAACAUUUUCAUAGAUUAGCUGGUGAAAGACAGUACUUGGUUCAUAUACUAAAGAAGUGUAAGCCUAUCUUGUUUCGAUGGAAAUAAAAAUGACUUCUCUCACAGGCAUAGUGAAAGCAUUUCUAUUUUGUUUUCUUGUAGAAGAGGGAUUACUAAAAUUACAAGAACAUUGAGGGAAAUGGGGAUAGAUGAUUAAUAUUUCUCAUUGUGAAAUUGGCUUUAAGUCACUUGCAAAUUAGAACCUUUAUAGUUAAUUUUAUGUAGCAUUGCUAAGUAAGCAUGAUUACUAUCUUAAUAUAUGCCAAAGGUUUCUACUUUUUUUUAAGGCAUCUGAUGGUUCUUUGGACUCCCAAGUUCUGUUCAACCACUCCACAACCAUCAUUGAUACUAAGAUAACUUAAUUUCCAAAUUGUUCUCUUAUUUAUUCUGGGUUUUAGAAAAGGAGAAAAGUGAGAAAGUAGUGUAGUCUAUGUUUGCAGAAUACUUAGUAUAAAGCUGAAAAUAUAUUUAGAAGCUAACAUUUCUUGUAAUUUAUUUAACAAGGCCAGUCCUGUGUGUGUUUACAUUUUUUUAUUAUUAUGGGCUGCAGGUGUUAUAUUAGCCUGCCUUUCCUCAGUAACAGUGAUUUCUCAUGUUUUAAGGAAAGUGAGCAUCUGCCCCUAUUCAAGUUGUAAAGUUAGAAAAGCUUAACAUAUUGUUAAAAGAAUCAUAAAUUGAAUUAUCAAAAUUCUACUGUUACUGUUUUAACAAAAUUAGCAUAGCUUGGCCAAUAUUUAUCCUUUGAUCAACACCACUGAAAGAGAUUGUUCUAUCAUGUAUCUUGGUAAUUAUCUUGGAAUCUUACAAUGUACAAAUUGGCUACAGCAUUUGUGUAUAUUAUUACAGUGAUCUCACUUCAAAUAUACUUGGCUGUGUAGCAGGUAUACAAAUUGCUAUAUAAAUACAUUCAUUCCUUCUGCAAUGA
Molecule: messenger RNA, 1971 nt
Organism: Pristis pectinata (smalltooth sawfish)
Lineage: Eukaryota; Metazoa; Chordata; Chondrichthyes; Rhinopristiformes; Pristidae
Gene: rp9
Product: RP9 pre-mRNA splicing factor
Exons: 6
Coding region: 110-742 (210 amino acids)
Biological process (GO): RNA splicing
Source: RefSeq, a predicted model, not a curated record